Ruditapes philippinarum (Manila clam) is the source of this 2192-nucleotide messenger RNA. Its product is annotated as carbohydrate sulfotransferase 15-like. The transcript is spliced from 9 exons. The record is from RefSeq and is a predicted model, not a curated record. The coding region runs from base 580 to 2025 and encodes 481 amino acids. Gene Ontology annotation, biological process: hexose biosynthetic process. Gene Ontology annotation, molecular function: N-acetylgalactosamine 4-sulfate 6-O-sulfotransferase activity. NCBI's taxonomy places the organism in Eukaryota, Metazoa, Mollusca, Bivalvia, Venerida, Veneridae.
CAAAUAAUUACAAACGCAUUUCAAUUACAAGACAAUAAGUGUUAAAUUUACAAAAUGUCGCUUGAAGGGAUAAAAGAUUGUUAACUUUGAAAUUGAAUUAAUUGUCAGUUUUAAAAAACAAAUGCCAGAGGGAGUUCUUAUACGGGAAAGUAAUAAGUUGGGAAAAACUUCUAUUCAUGUUAAAAUAUAUUGAAUUACAUGGAGUAACAUACUUAAUAUUGGUAUUUCAUAAGGAAAAAAAUAAACGAAGAAGGAAUAAAAGCAUUAAAUGUAAAAGAGAGUCUAUUGAAAAGUAAACACUAAUAUACAGUGACUUUAUAAAGAAUAUUCGCGAAUGUUAAGUUUAGUGAUUCAGUUAUAUAAAAUAAAGUUUUUAUAGAAACGUGGAAUUAACACUGCCUCUAAAUAACACCACAAAUUCUAAGUGAAGAAGAAUAGGAAAAAACAGUACUUAGGGGAGAGAAGUGACAUAUAUGUAUAUACUAAAAAGCAAUAACCGAGGAAAUAUGCGAAUAAGACAAAACUGACAAAAAAGAUAAUAUAGGUUUAAGUGCAAGUGAAAAUCGCAAUUUUGGUUCCAUGGAAACAAUGGCUGUUACGUUUUUGAAGAAGUUACCACGAAUUCUAAUAUGGCUAUGUUUAAUUUCAUUAUUUUUCGCGAUCAACUAUGUAAUUAUAGACAGUUAUAAUUCAUUUCAAGGACAUCCAACUCAAAGUAAAACUAGCGAUAUGCAUAAGUCAAAAGCCGUGGCUUAUAGUAAUGCCAGUGCUAAACUUAAAAAGAACAAUAUUGUUAAUCAUGAUAAGAUAAAAGAUAAACAAGCCGGAACAAAGAAGAAAGAAAGUCAAGAAUCAAAACUGCACAAAAGCAAACCUAAGAAAUCCGAGUAUGCAGAUCAACUGUUAAAACUAACCAAUAAAACACCAAGGAAAAUUAUAGACAUCAUGGGUCUUCCACCAAUUAAAUUUGACCAACGGUACAAAAAUCCAUGCUUCAUUGGUGACGUCAGCAAUCCAUUGUUUCAAGAUGGCAGACUACAUUGUCUGCCAUAUUUCUACAUUAUAGGAGUUAAGAAAAGUGGUACCUCUGACUUUUUCAACAGAAUCGCAGCGCAUCCAGAAUUUCAGACACCAAGUUUCAAGGAGGCACAAUGGUUUCCUAGGUUACGCGCCGGUAUAGACACUAAAUUUAUCACAGAAAGAUCCGAUUUUAUAAAUACUAUCCAGAAAGGUAUUGAUAAUCGUAGUAUUAAGUUUUACAUCUCAAUGUUUGACAGUGCAGCAGACGGCAUUCAGAAUUGCACGAGACGGAGGGUCACCACUAAUAAAUGCAUAACUGCGGAAGCCACGCCAGCAAAUCUUCACAUGCACACCGGCUGGAAGCUGAUGCCCGGCAACGAAGGAUUAACGGAACCACGUUAUACCAAUUUUCAUUAUAUCAAACAUUUGACGCCUGAUGUAAAGAUUAUCAUUAUUUUUAGAAAUCCAGUGUCAAGACUAUUUUCGGACUUUAUGCAUCAGAUUAAACUAAGUAGUGAACAUAAUAUUGAUGAACAUGAAGCAGCGAACAAGUUUCAUCAUGUUGCCAAAACAUUGAUAGACGAAUACACGAUAUGCUUUGAUAAAUUCUCGAUGAGACGCUGUAUUUAUGAUGAAGAAUUUGAAAAAGGACUUCCACAGGGGAGUCAGUAUUUGGCUGAAAGUUUCCGAGCUGGUUUUUAUGCCUUUUACAUGGAAGAACUCCUGUCUGUAUUUCAGGAGGAUCAACUAUUUGUCAUUAAUAUGGAACAAUAUCUUACAAAAACGAGACAAACUUUAAAAGAAACGUUCAAGUUUCUUAACAUGAGUGCAAUAUCUUCAAGAGAAUUGUCAGAAAUACUGAAUUUUAAUGUAUCUAACGAAUCCAAGAAGCAUUAUGACAUGUUGCCAAAGACUAAACAUCUGCUGUAUGAAUUCUAUAAACCGUACAACAAACAAAUGGCAACACUUCUGAAAGACAAUUCUUUUUUAUUUCCGGAAAGAUAAUUCGUUCCAUUAUAUUAAAUAUUUACAGAAAAAUAAUCAUUUCGUUGUUAUUCUUUUAAAAUACAAGUCAUGCCGCGGUGUUUUAUUUACCGUAUUUAUUUUGUUUAAUUUAGGUUUACUCACACUAACCAUAUAGAUCAUAUGGCGACUUUCCAUCUUUAAAUGCU